AUGGAGUCGGAAUAUCUUUUGAUACAUCGUGAAGGCAUUUUGAGAAGAGGAAUUAUUCAAGAAGAGAGUCGUUACCGUAGUGAUAUCGAAAAGAAGUUUGAAGAUGAGAGAGAGAAAUUUAGAUUAGCCGUUUAUCAGGAAAAGAAUGAUCGGGUGUCGGUAAUUGACCCACCUCUUGAUGUAAGUACAGUGUCGUUUUCUGCAAGAACAGCAUAUGAAACUCUUAGUAGUGGUUCACCAUCCCGGAGCACAAGCGUAGUUGCUCCACCUAUCUUUUCAGACUUUGCUCAUGUAGCUGAUCUCCAGUAUGAUAUGGACAGACCGAUUCCUUUUACACGAUCAACACAAGUUCAAUGGCAAAAUGUUUCCGUUUCGAGUAUCCGAUACGAAACACCACAGCGCCGUCGGGGACAAUCGACUAUUAUUUCUGAAGGAGAUAGUUUAUUUCACGUUAUAUUUGAUGUAAUUGAGAGACGAACUUUAGUAGAUCAAGUGGAAGCUCCCAUGAAUGAAGUUACUAAAUAUGAAGGGAUGGAGAUAUUGGCUAGACACGAGUUGCAAGCUGAUGAGACUGUAGCUUUUUCAAAAAUUACAGAAGAAAUGCUUCUAGAUAGGAUGCUUCAGGUACAGUUAUUACAGUACCGACAACAACAAGAAAAAAAAUGGUGGGAAACACUUCAAGAUGUUCAAGCAUAUAUUGAAAAAGAGGAGGAAAGACGUAACUUAAUAGUUAGUAAAGAAAGCCUUGACCGCCGACGCCUAUAUAACUCCUUCAACGGUGUUGAUAGACAUGAACUAAGUGAUACUGAGGAAGAUAUACAAUCGGUACUAUCAAAAACAUUCUGCUUUGUCAAAGAACAAAUCACCCAGUUAGAAACAGCACAUAGGCAGAAACUCUACGUAGAGUAUGUGCAAGAACAUAAUAUUCUUAAUCACUAUCGUAGACAACUACUUAUAAACUACAAACAGAGGAUAUUAUCGGCGCACUCGAGUGAAUGUACUUCUCUUUCUUCCUCACCGUCUCGAUACCUAUCUCCAAAUAUCAUAAAACAAUAUGAGGAUGAGAUAGACGAAAUAAUGGAUAAAGAAAUAUAUGAUCUUAUUAGAAUUCUCCACCAAAGUACAAUGACUCUAUAUCAAGAGAGAUACAUAGAUAAUGAUACUAGCAAUACCGUCAAUGACGAAGAAAAAUCCUUCUCAGAGGAAGAGAUAGAGAGUGAUUCAACAACAACAUUCUCGAGAAAAUUAGAGGAAGAAGAACAGACGUUCGACAGUCCAAACUUUAAAACAAUCAUCUUAACAGCAUCAAUAAGAACUAUUGAAGACGAAGAAGACACUGAAAGAGAGAAAAUACAAGAUGAUGAAAUAAAUAAUUUAAUACAACUACUACAGGUUGCUGAAAAGAAAAUAUUGCUUAUGCAAGUAGAAAAACAAACAUCGGAAAGAAUUACAGAGUUAACAGCAUCUACACUAGAAAAAGAACAAGGAAAUACAAAAAGUAGCGAAGACGCAAGUCAAUACCUGUCGUCCAUACUCAAAACUGAAAAUGAUUACAUCUAUGAAAGCACCUCAAGUAGACCUCUUCUCACACAUACAACUGGAGAUAUACCGCCAAAAUACGAGGCACCUUAUUCGCCUACCAACACUACAUUAGCAACCGAAACUACGGAAACAAAUUCUUUUGAACGUGGUACCGAGAGCGCCAAGGACGAGUCUGAGAUUGAUGAGCAUGCAGCAGCAGAGGAGGAAGCUGAAGCUGUUGCUGCUGAUGAACGUGGU
Molecule: messenger RNA, 1779 nt
Organism: Trypanosoma theileri
Lineage: Eukaryota; Euglenozoa; Kinetoplastea; Trypanosomatida; Trypanosomatidae
Exons: 1
Source: RefSeq, a predicted model, not a curated record